UGUGCGCAUACGCGGGACAGUGUCUCCUAGCAACCGCCAUCUGACCCAACCUCUCAGUCCCUCCUCCUGUCGCUGGAACAAGUGGACCGUCUGAAGACCUGUGGGAGGAGAUUAAAUAAAACGGAACGAUUGUUCGGAAUGUUCAAGAACGUUUACAUCGCACUUUAGCGCCAAAGCCCUUCUAUAAUGGAGACGUCUGCGUCCGCAACGAUCACUGCAGACGAGUCGACGUGUGAGGAUUCGCCUCCAGGUGACCAUCUUCUGAUCUUGAAGGCUCUGACGGAGAAACUGAGACUAGAGACCAGGAGACCUUCCUACUUGGAAUGGAAAGCCGGGUUGGAGGCAGAAAAGAUCACAGGGUUCGGAAGCGGAACAGUUGAAGCGGAAUCCGGCGGCACACGAAGAGAUUCAGACAUGAUUCGCUGCCAGUUGAGGUCAGGUGUCCUGAAGGUGUUCGAGAACGUCGACGAGGCUCUGAGUUGGCUCAGACGAGAACUGGCCGAGAUGCGUCUACAGGACCAGCACCUGGCGAGGCAGCUCAUCCGCCUGCGUAGCGACAUCAGCAAGAUGAAGAUCGAGCAGGCGUGUCAGCUGCAUCGCCGCAUGCUCAACGCCGCCACCUAUGGCCUGGAGGAGCGCGACGAGUUGGCCGACCUGCUGUGCGAAUGCCCCGUCACGCCGGGUCUGGGCCUAUCUGCGCCACUGCGACUCAUCGGAGUCACGAAGAUGAACAUUAACUCUCGACGCUUCUCGCUAUGCUAGUCAUAUGUUAUGUUACUCAGUCUUUAGUAGACUAGUUGCUUGAUUAAUCAUUUUAACACACAGCUAACGGUGGAGGAAAAGCUAAUAAAAUUAAAAACAUAUCUAGAAUACAGUGCAUCCGCAUAGAAUUCACAGCCCUUCACUUCUUCCACAUUUUUGUUGUAACUGCCUUAUUCCAAAAUGGAAUAAAUACAUUUUAUUCCUCAAAAUUCUACACUCAAUACCCCAUAUUGACAAUAUGAAAAGGUAUUACAAAUAAAUAACAAAACAAAAAAAUCACAUGUAUUCACAGCCUCUGCUCAAUACUUUGUUGAUGCACCUUUGGCAGCAAUUACAGCUUCAAGUCUUUUUGAAUACGAUGCCACAAGCUUGGCACACUUUGGGCAGUUUCACCCAUUUGUCCUUGCAGCAACUCUCAAGCUCCAUCGGUUGGACGGGAAGCGUUGGUUUUCACCCAGGAUGUCUCUGUACAUUGCUGCAUUCAUGUUUUCCUCUAUCCUGACUAUACUCUCCUAGUUACGUCCGCAGAAAAACAUCCCCACAACAUGAUGCUACCACCACUGUAUGGAUGGUAUUGGCCUGGUGAUGAGCGGUGACUGGUUUCUUCCAAACAUGAUGCCUGGCAAUCACGCCAAAGAGUUCAAUCUUUGCCUCAUCGGACCAGAGAAUUGUGUUUCUCAUGGUCUGAGAGUCUUUUAGGUGCAUUUUGGCAAACUUUUUAAUAAUAAAUGGUUUCUGUCUGGCCACUCCACCAUACAGGCCUGAUUGGUGGUUUGCUGCAGAGAUGGUUGUCCUUCUGGAAGGUUAUCCUCUCUCCACAGGGGAAUACUGUAGCUCUGACAGAGUGACCAUCGGGUUCUUGGUCACCUCCCUGACUAGACUAAGAUGAAUGCAGCAAUGUACAGAGACAUCCUGGAUGAAAACCAACACUUCACAUCCAACCUGAUUGAGC
Molecule: messenger RNA, 1714 nt
Organism: Entelurus aequoreus (snake pipefish)
Lineage: Eukaryota; Metazoa; Chordata; Actinopteri; Syngnathiformes; Syngnathidae
Gene: fam167ab
Product: family with sequence similarity 167 member Ab
Exons: 3
Coding region: 187-762 (191 amino acids)
Source: RefSeq, a predicted model, not a curated record